GGUGGCGCAGCUGAUAAUGUCACAACUUGCCUGACCAUCGUAGCUGACACAUCUACCACCACCACCACCACUACUAAUAUCACAACAACCUCUACUACCACCACUACUAGUAUCAUAACAACCUCUACUACCACCUCCCAUCAUGGCUCGUGUAUUGCUGACUGGUGGCUGUGGUCUACUGCUGCUGUUGUUGACACUCCACAGCUCCACACAUAUUGUGAGCGCCAAGAAAACGUGCUUCAUGUCCGUGCGUCUGGCCACUAAGACGGCUGUGAUUGAGAAGGAUUUCAAAGACUAUGUGAUCAGGGGAUUUCUGAAGGGCUGUGGCUCUGCUGGUCGUACCUGUCCAGGCAAGGUCAUCCCGCAUUUCGAGGGUACGCUGGGAGGAGGGGUGACACCCAUCCGUGGCAAGGCGGCGGAACGUUUGUGUGAGAUAUUCAAUAGAGAGAUCACCCCUGAAGAGAAUGGCGAGGUGUUCGGCAAGUGGCACACCGGUAGGAGUUGUGGAAAGAGCGGCUCAACAUAUCUAGGUCUGUUGUGUUGCUGGAAAUAUACCAUAGGGAAAUACGUAUUCGUCGUGCCUAAUGAGGGCUGUGUAGAAACCACCAAGCCUAGUGCUUAAGGCUAAUGGGACCUGUCAAGUCAUGUGUCAUCUGUCAAGCCCUCUGUCAUCUGCCAAGCCCUCUGCUAUCGGUCAAAUUAUCUGUCAGGCCCCUGUCAUCUGUUAAAUCCUGUGUCACCUGCUGGAUGACCCCUAUUGGAUGACUAGUGGAUGACCUCUACUGGAUGAUUAGUGGAUGACCUCUGCUGGGUGACCUCUACUGGAUGACCUCUACUGGAUGAUCUCUACUGGGUAUUCUCUACUGGAUAACCUCUACUGGAUGACCUCUACUGGAUUAUUUCUACUGGAUGACCUCUGGUGGGUGACCUCUACUGGAUUACCUCAGCCGUAAAGCAAUGAUCAUCAUUUUGAUUCAUAUUUCUAAGUCAUAUUUACGUUUAGGAAAUAAAUUAUUUAGACAUAUAUAUAAAUAUUCAGAUAUAAAAAAAUAUAUACAGUAUGAUAAUUAUAUAAGCAAUUUAAUUAUAUAACUAAGUUUUUUGUGAUAAUCAAUAAAAUAUAAAAUAAUAUAAUUUAUAGUGACCAAGUGAAUCAUUUUAAUUAGACCUUUGAGAGAAAGAAAGAAAGAAAGAAAGCCAAUCUUCUUCAUUAGAUUGACGUAAAAUAUAUUACUGAGAUGAAGGGUUCGCCAGACGCUAGUGAUUGCUCAUACUGGCAGCACUCACCCAACUCGAUCUUUCAUCAAAAAAAAAUAUGAAACUACUAAAGAAACUAGGAUAAUUUGUUGUUAGAAAUAGCAAUGGAAGGAGAAUAGUAACAGAUGUUGAUGGGUAGGUGUGAAGGAUAGAAGGACCAAGUGGAGGGUAGAAAUUGAGAUGGAUGAAUGAUUGUUAAAAGCUAUGGCCCUUGGAGAGAUAAAACAGCUUGGAAUGAUUGGUAAAAAAAUGGAUAGGGAGGAGUUUAGAUUCGCCAAUCCUCACGACCAAAGAUAAAAUACCUUGAUUGAUUAAUAAAUCAAUUUUAUCCUUA
This is a messenger RNA of Homarus americanus (American lobster), 1591 nucleotides long. RefSeq lists its product as uncharacterized. The transcript has 5 exons. Lineage: Eukaryota; Metazoa; Arthropoda; Malacostraca; Decapoda; Nephropidae. The record is from RefSeq and is a predicted model, not a curated record. The coding region runs from base 143 to 622 and encodes 159 amino acids.